AUGAACUCUCGCGCGAUCUACGCCGUCAUCGCGAUCCUCGCGAUCGUAAUCUCAGCCGUCGACGCAAGCGGCGGCGGCUUCGGAGACUCGCUCGACUUUGUACGGACCGGAUCUUCCUUGCUAUUCUCUGGAUGCAAAGGAUCGAUCGCUGAGUGUAUAGCUGAAGAAGAGGAGAUGGAGUUCGAUUCGGAUAUCAGCCGGCGCAUUUUAGCUCAGAAGAAGUACAUUAGCUACGGUGCGAUGAAGAAGAACAGUGUGCCUUGCUCACGCCGUGGAGCUUCGUACUACAACUGCCAGCGUGGCGCUCAGGCGAAUCCUUACCGCCGUGGAUGCAGCACCAUCACGAGGUGCAAGCGUUGA
Microthlaspi erraticum is the source of this 360-nucleotide messenger RNA. NCBI's taxonomy places the organism in Eukaryota, Viridiplantae, Streptophyta, Magnoliopsida, Brassicales, Brassicaceae. The record is from the annotation of a GenBank genome assembly.